AUGUUAGGACCCUCUGCAGAUGGUGGAUCAGAUUUAAGACCAAAAGGAAGAGGACGACCUCAGAGAAUUUUGUUAGGAGUUUGGCCUGAUGAACAUAUACGAGGUGUAAUCAGAGCAGUUGUUUUUAGAGACUCACAUCAAAUUAAGGAAGAACCCCAUAUGACUACAUAUCCUAGAUUACAUGACGGCGUAACUAUUUCAAAUUAUCAAAACCAGAAUUCCUGCAGCAAUGGCUCCGACCCGAACGUAUCCCCCGGAGCAGCAGCGGCUGCUGCCGUAGCAGCUGUAGCCCAAGGUCUUAGACAGCAAAUGUGCAGCAUGGUAGCUGCGGCACACAACCAAAGUACAGCACACGACACCAAUCCUGUAGCUAGUUUGGUAAACUCUUUAGCAUUAGCAGGACAUUGCGGCAAUAUGUCAAUGCCUCCAAGCAAUGGAGCCCCUCCGAUGAGUUUGAGUCACUUAGCAUCAAUGAGAAAUAUGGGCAGCCCAGCAGGUAGUAUUCAAGAUUUGAGGAUAAGUCCAGCAGAAUCAGCCAUGGAAAGUCCGAUUUCUUCGCCGUUGGGCUUGACUGUGUCCAGCUCGAUGGAACCCUCGAUUAAUAUGAAUAUAGGAAACAGUAUGGACGUUGGAAUAGGUGUAUCAGGAAUGACCUAUAAGCCCGCCAGAUCAUUCACAUCACCUCGUCCAGAGAAUCUCUUCCAAGAAGACAUUGACGAUUUGGUCAAGCCAAUGCAUACUUCCACACCGCACCCUAAAGACACAAUGGCGACGAUCAAAAUGGAACCCUUAGCAGAAUGUCGUGGCGAAUGA
This is a messenger RNA of Diabrotica balteata, 813 nucleotides long. The record is from the annotation of a GenBank genome assembly. Lineage: Eukaryota; Metazoa; Arthropoda; Insecta; Coleoptera; Chrysomelidae.